Salvia hispanica is the source of this 1267-nucleotide messenger RNA. RefSeq lists its product as uncharacterized. Lineage: Eukaryota; Viridiplantae; Streptophyta; Magnoliopsida; Lamiales; Lamiaceae. The record is from RefSeq and is a predicted model, not a curated record.
UCAAGCCCAACCACCAAAAAUGCCAAUUAGUAAAACCGGUAAUUACUAAAUUCAAUCUCAUUUUUCUUGCCUCUAUAAUUCUCUUAUGCUUCCUACAUCCGAUCGCACUUAUAUAAUCCUUAUUCUUCCAAUCCAACCAUUUCCAAAACAUCUGCCGUUAAAAAUAUUCUUAUAAUGCCUCAAGUUGAUCUGGAAACCCUAGUGGCGGCCUGCGCCGGCGGAGGAAACGACCGGAAAAUAACCUGCGAAACCCUCGCUGCCGACGACGACAACGCCGCGACGUCAGACAUCCCGCCGGAGUCGUUCUGGCUAUCGAAAGACGCAGAAUACGAGUGGUUCGACCGGAACGCGUUUUACGAGCGAAAGGAUUCAACCAGAGGCAACUCCAAUUCAAUUUCAAGUUCAACCCACCACGCUGCUGCUAGUGCUACCUCCAACUCCAAUCCCCAGCGGAGCUUCAAGUCCAUCAUCGGCCUGCCGAAAACACAAAAAACCGCCUUCGUCGAGUCCAAACGCCGCGCCUGCAAACCGCCCAACAUAAGGUUGUUUCCCAAGCGGUCCGGUUCGUCUGCAGGGAAACCGACGGCUGAACCGGGUUCACCCAAGGUCUCCUGCAUGGGGAGGGUCAGAUCUAAGCGAGCCCGGCGACGGUCCAACUCCAUCAGAAAGACAAACGAUAAACCGGCUGAGAAGAAGAAAACCGGGCUCUACUCGAAGGUGAUGAGCCUGUUCGGGUCGAAGAAGAAGGCGCCCAGGUCAGGGAGCCGGAGAGUGAUGGAGAGUAUCCACGAACCGGCGCGGAUAAGCGUGAGUGUGAAAGCACCGGUUUGUAGCGAACCGCCCGGUUUGGGUGGGAUGACCCGGUUUGCAUCGGGGAGGCGGCCGAGGAGUUCAAUCCAGCUGUGAGGUGACACAAAGUCUUUGGGUAGAUCGGAAUAUUGGAGUUGUUGCGUGACGUGGCAGCUUGCAUAACUGUUUCCAGAUAUGCCAUUUUCUUGACGCCUUUCGUUUUCUUUUCUUUUUAAAAAUGCUUGUUCAUGGUAAGAUUUUUGAGUUGGUGAAUAUAGGUAAGAAAUAUCAAAUUAUAUACGAGCGGUGGUAAAUAUACUUUUUUUUUUUUUUUUUUGUGUUAGAAUUGUAAUUUCUUCUGCUUAAUAGUACUUUAUUCUCUACUUCAAUAAUCAAUCAUGUGCAGUGCUUCAAAUUAGUCCAUUAUAUAAAAAGGGAUCUUGUUUGCAUGUUAUAUAUGAUUUACAUCUUAAAAUUA